Acanthopagrus latus (yellowfin seabream) is the source of this 3684-nucleotide messenger RNA. Its product is annotated as neuromedin-U receptor 1-like. Lineage: Eukaryota; Metazoa; Chordata; Actinopteri; Spariformes; Sparidae. Gene Ontology annotation, cellular component: plasma membrane. Gene Ontology annotation, biological process: G protein-coupled receptor signaling pathway. Gene Ontology annotation, molecular function: neuromedin U receptor activity. The record is from RefSeq and is a predicted model, not a curated record. The transcript is spliced from 3 exons. The coding region runs from base 821 to 2053 and encodes 410 amino acids.
UUGUUUCUCCUAAAAUUCCUAGGAGCGUUAGGUGAGACUUCAGGCUUAAACCUUGCACCUUUCCAGCACUGGGGAGACAUUCUGAAACCUCAGUGAGAGCUUGAUGAGAUCUCCUUUGAAACUUACAGAGAGCCCAAGUUGAGAUUUUCUGCACCUGUUUCUCAGGAGAAACAAUUUAGAAACAGGCGAAAUCAGCCACAGCCUCACUUUAGUCUCAGAUAGAUCUCAUAGUUGUCUAUGAGAAAUUAAUCUUUUCCAAUUUUCAUCUCCUCUGGGUAAAUUUGAAUUGAUUAUACAGUGCAGACAGAAUUAGCAUUUUUGCACUUCCGGGUCCAGGGUUUUUUUGAAUGGGUUGUCGGUCAGAUGCAUCAAAAUAAGACCUGUAAUUAACACGAGCUGAAAAUAUUUUCAUAUUUUAUUCUACAACAUAAAAUUUGUCAGGAAAAUACCCCACAUUUGGAUUAAAAAAACAUUUACGAUUGCUGAAAUAGUCAGUUGCUAACAAGUGGCUAAUCAGGCCGAACACAGAGAUCCAUCUACUCACUAGUCCGUUUUAACGUCAGUUGGACGUCAGUUGCAAAUUAUUCUCUUUCUUUUCACUUAUCCCUGCAUCACUCUCUUAGUUUUUUUUUUCUAACUUUCGACAGCCCUGUCCAUGUUAACAGAACCAUUCAUAAGCUCUGUCACCAGCUGAUUAGUAUUUCUUGUAAUGAAUUAUCUUCAUUUGUAAAAUUGGUGAAGUGUGCUUAUGAAUCAAAUGUUUCUCCUCUUCAUUCCCUACAUGUUCAGAAACUGAGUAAUCCUCUUGCCAAUCAGCAACAUGCCGGAGCUGAACUGCUCUCUUGCGGCUCUUUUCAACACUGGUGCCACAGUUUUCACUGACGUAGGCUGCCCCGAGGCUGCUGUGGUGUGUGGGAUGAAUAUCUCCUGGGCGUUGGCUGAUGCCACCGCACAAGAUCUGGAUGACAUGUGCUUGAGCGAGGAGGAUUACCUGGCCAGGCACCUGGGGCCCCGGAGGUCCCGAGUGUUCCUUCCCGUCUGUGUCACCUACCUCACCAUCUUCUUGGUGGGCGUCCUGGGCAAUUCCCUGACCUGUGCAGUCAUUUUGCGCUACAGGGUGAUGCAGACACCCACAAACUACUAUCUGCUGAGCCUGGCGGUGUCUGACCUACUGGUGCUGCUGCUGGGCAUGCCGUUAGAGCUCUACGACAUGUGGGAGAACUACCCCUUCCUGCUCGGGGAGGGAGGCUGCUACUUUAAAACCUUCCUGUUUGAGACGGUAUGCUUCGCUUCCAUCCUCAACGUCACAGCACUCAGCGUGGAGCGCUACGUAGCCGUGGUGCACCCUCUCAAAGUCAAACACAUGACGACACGCUCCCACGUCAAGAGGGUCAUCUUCAUGCUGUGGGUGCUGUCCAUGCUGUGCGCCGUGCCAAACACCAGUCUGCAUGGGAUUCAGGAGCUACCCCCAAGGUUUGGACGUCAGUUUCCCCAAUCUGCAAUCUGCCAUGUGGUCAAGCCCACCUGGAUAUACAACCUGAUCAUCCUGAUUUCCACAGUGGUCUUCUUCCUGCUCCCCAUGCUGAUCAUCAGCAUCCUCUACCUGCUCAUUGGCUUGCGGCUGCACCGGGAGAGGCUGAUGACCGAAGUGGACGCCAGGUGUAGCUUUGGAGCGGAAAGCCUCACCAGGACCCACAAGCAGAAGCUGAGCAAACGCAACGUGCAAGUCACCAAAAUGCUGUGCGUGCUGGUGGUUGUGUUUGGCCUUUGCUGGGCUCCUUUCCACGUGGAGCGCUUGAUGUGGAGCUACAUCGACACCUGGUCCGAGCUGCACCUCAAGGUCUUCGAGCACGUCCACAUCUUCUCCGGAGUCUGCUUCUACCUGAGCUCUGCCGUCAAUCCCAUCCUCUACAACCUCAUGUCCACCAGGUUCAGAGAAACGUUCAGUCACAUGACCUGUUUUUCCAACAGCUGGCGGCCACGCUCCAGCCUCCAGAUGACCCAGCGCAGCACUUUGAGCGAGAAAAUGGCCAGCAGUACUAGACUGACUUAGAUUUUUGUGCGCCCGUCCAGCCCAAAGGAAGUCGGAGAACACCAAAUCCGGAAGGGUGACGAAUUGAAAGAAACACUGAAUGAAUUGAUGGAGGAAUGCAAUUAUUACAGGGAACAAGGGCUCACUGAGUAGUUUGAUGAGCGAAUCAUAUCGUAUGGCCCUCACCAUCGCAGGAUCCCAUCACAGCUGAACACCUAUGGCAGAUUUAAUACACCAUCACCAGCUUUUGGAAGAAUGAUGUUGAUCCCUCAGAGACUAUCUAGAAUCCUUUCUUUUAAUUAGUUGCCCAUUUGUACAUAUCAGUAGCUUCAAAUACUGCAGACCUUCAAAUGGCAUGGUCUUAGCCCCAAAUGUAAGGAUACUACCCUUGAAGUCGUAGGGGUCAAACGAAGAUUAACGUCACAGCGAAUGGAUAGAACCAUGUGACCAAAGGCUGUGUGACAAGUCUUGAGAGCACAGAGCACACAUGCAUGCUGCACGCUGGAAGUCACACAAAAAGAUAUACAUAGUAAUUCAAAUGCCAAAUGAUGAGACGGAGCAGCAUCAAAUGUUUGGAUGACCAGUGACAUUAUCAUAUAGAUGGCACAGCAGCAUUUUUAAGCACAGGGAAUGUUGCCCAUCACCACUCUCCAAAGCAUCUAUUUGUGUUCUAGGUGAAUGUAUUUAUUGUAUGCACUGUUUAAUGUGAAGCACAACAUUUGGACGCUUGCUUAUUUGCUAUUGUACGGCUCCAGCAUUAACACGCCUCCACAGGAAAGAACGAAUGCACAAUGGCGCCUGUUUAAAAGCAAGAACAUUUUGUGCAGGAAUGCAUUGCAGGGGAAAAUGAAAGUCAGUCGAGUAAAACGAGAACAAACGCGGGGAUUCGUCUAUGGGGUCUAUGUGAUGGUUCCGUAUUUAUAGCCAUUGACAACGCUGAUGAUUAGCCUCUGGAAAUACUGGAGGCCCGAUUAUUUCAUCUGCCAACAGCUGAAUUGCGACAAGUUUCUUUGAUAAAUGUGAAAUGGCUAACAUUUGUAAAACACUGUGAUGUUUAAUUAAUUGAUUUAUUGGUGCAAUUUGUAGAAUGUGGGCGGAGUCCAAAGGUAGCUCCAAAAACAUGGGGUGCAGCACAUCACAGAGUGACCGACAACUACUGUGCCGUGUUCCGAUAUCGAUACAUCCCGUACUUACUAUACUUAGUUUGAGUACUUAAGGUGUUCCGAUAUCCAUCGUGGCGAAAAGAAGUGUACCUAAAGGACCUGGAUGUUGCCCUCAUAACUGCAAAUACGUUGAGUGUGCAACGAACAUAAGUUCUGGUAAGGGCACCACGGAGUUUUAGAUUUGGAACAACACCUGCUGAAAUCUGCGUACUUAGUAAGUGCAGAUAGUGUACUAUGUCUACUCAUCGAAGUAUGAAAAUCGGAACACAGCACUGCUCUUUGCUAGCGAUCCUUGGCUGUAGCUAGCUAACGUUAGCUAAAUAGCUCAUUGCCCAGUUAGAUGUGGAGCCAGUUGCCCUUGAGUUUGGACCCUACACCGAACUAGGACUGACCACAGCGUCCAAGACAGUUUGACAACAGGGGAACUCAACAGAGCUGAUUUACAGCAGCUCAGACCAAGACUGUGACUUCUGGGAUGAGCCGGAAUAU